This is a messenger RNA of Propithecus coquereli (Coquerel's sifaka), 4449 nucleotides long. RefSeq names its product DCC netrin 1 receptor (gene DCC). Gene Ontology annotation, molecular function: protein binding. Gene Ontology annotation, biological process: cell-cell adhesion. Gene Ontology annotation, cellular component: membrane. Bases 614 to 4363 code for a protein of 1249 amino acids. The transcript is spliced from 24 exons. NCBI's taxonomy places the organism in Eukaryota, Metazoa, Chordata, Mammalia, Primates, Indriidae. The record is from RefSeq and is a predicted model, not a curated record.
GGUUCCAACUCUCAGCUCACACACCGCUGGCGGACACCCCAGUAACAAGUGAGAGCGCUCCACCCCGCAGCCCCUGCCUCUCCUCCCUCGGUCCCCUGCGCUCUUGGAAGAAAAACGAACAGCAUCUCCAGCUCUCGCGCGGAAUUUUCUCUUCAACUUUACCCAACCGACGACAUGGAACCAGCUUCAACCUUUUAAUGCACAGCCCAGCCAUAGGAUCGCCUGCCUUCUCCUCCUGGUCCCUCCUGGAUGUUCUGUUUAUUGAUGGCUCACAAGCCCCGCGGAGAGCUGUCUUCCCUCCUCUUGCUCCCUCGGGUUCCUUGAGUUAGUUUCCGAGGUUUUACCAGGGCUUGGGAUCUCUUGGACCGAAUGGAACUUUUUGCUGCCUCCUUUUGCUGCUGAUUCUGUCAGUGGACAAGGAAAAAGGCUUCGAAGGCAGAAGAGGCGCAGGGGAGGUGGAGAAAGAGGUGGAGGAAGAGGACGAGGAGGAGGAGGAGGAGGAAGCCGAAGGGGCUCGGCGUGUGUGUGUGCAUGUGUGCAUGCGUGUGUGAGUGCAUGUGUGUGAGUGCCGACACUGCCCAGGACCUCUGGCCCCGAAGGUGUUGGCUGAAAUAUGGAGAAUAGUCUUGGAUGUGUUUGGGUACCCAAGCUGGCUUUUGUACUCUUCGGAGCUUCCCUGCUCAGCGCGCAUCUUCAAGUCGCCGGUUUCCAAAUUAAAGCUUUCACAGCUCUGCGCUUCCUCUCAGAACCUUCUGAUGCCGUCACAAUGCGGGGAGGAAAUGUCCUCCUCGACUGCUCUGCAGAGUCCGACCGGGGAGUCCCAGUCAUCAAGUGGAAGAAAGAUGGCAUCCAUCUAGCCUUGGGAAUGGAUGAAAGGAAGCAGCAACUGUCAAAUGGGUCUCUGUUGAUACAAAACAUAUUUCAUUCCAGACACCACAAGCCAGAUGAAGGACUUUACCAAUGCGAGGCAUCUUUAGGAGAUUCUGGAUCAAUUAUUAGUCGGACAGCAAAAGUCGCAGUAGCAGGACCACUGAGGUUCCUUUCCCAGACAGAAUCUGUCACAGCCUUCAUGGGAGACACAGUGCUACUCAAGUGCGAAGUCAUUGGGGAGCCCAUGCCAACAAUACACUGGCAGAAGAACCAACAAGACCUGACUCCCACCCCCGGCGACUCCCGAGUGGUUGUCUUGCCCUCCGGAGCAUUGCAGAUCAGCAGACUUCAACCAGGGGACAUUGGAAUUUAUCGCUGCUCGGCUAGGAAUCCCGCCAGCUCAAGAAUAGGAAAUGAAGCAGAAGUCAGAAUUUUAUCAGAUCCAGGGCUGCACAGGCAGCUGUAUUUUCUGCAAAGACCAUCCAAUGUAGUAGCCAUUGAAGGGAAAGAUGCAGUCCUGGAGUGUUGUGUUUCUGGUUAUCCUCCGCCGAGCUUUACCUGGUUACGGGGCGAGGAAGUCAUCCAACUCAGGUCUAAAAAGUAUUCUUUAUUGGGUGGAAGCAACUUGCUUAUCUCCAAUGUGACAGAUGAUGACAGUGGAACUUACACCUGUGUUGUCACAUACAAAAAUGAGAAUAUUAGUGCCUCUGCAGAGCUCACAGUCUUGGUUCCACCAUGGUUUUUAAAUCACCCCUCCAAUCUCUAUGCCUAUGAAAGCAUGGAUAUUGAGUUUGAAUGUGCAGUCUCGGGAAAGCCUGUGCCCACUGUGAAUUGGAUGAAGAAUGGAGAUGUGGUCAUUCCUAGUGAUUAUUUUCAGAUAGUGGGAGGAAGCAACUUACGGAUCCUUGGGGUAGUGAAGUCGGAUGAAGGCUUUUAUCAGUGUGUGGCCGAAAAUGAGGCUGGAAAUGCCCAGACUAGUGCACAGCUCAUUGUGCCUAAGCCAGCUGUCCCAAGCUCCAGUGUCCUCCCUUCAGCUCCCAGAGAUGUGGUCCCCGUCCUGGUUUCCAGUCGAUUUGUCCGUCUCAGCUGGCGCCCACCUGCAGAAGCAAAAGGAAACAUCCAAACUUUCACGGUCUUUUUCUCCAGAGAAGGUGACAACAGGGAACGAGCAUUGAAUACAACCCAGCCUGGGUCUCUUCAGCUCACUGUGGGAAACCUGAAGCCAGAAGCCAUAUACACCUUCCGUGUUGUGGCGUACAAUGAGUGGGGGCCAGGAGAGAGUUCUCAGCCCAUCAAGGUGGCUACUCAGCCUGAAUGUGAGUAUGGAAAGGGAAGGGCGAAUAUAGAGGUUGAUGGACUAUCUUAUAAACUGGAAGGUCUGAAAAAAUUCACAGAAUAUAAUCUUCGAUUCUUAGCUUAUAAUCGCUAUGGUCCAGGAGUAUCUACUGAUGAUAUAACAGUGGUUACACUUUCUGAUGUGCCAAGUUCCCCACCUCAGAACGUCUCCCUGGAAGUGGUCAAUUCAAGGGUAAGUCGGCUAAAUGUUCCUUACUUCAUUACCUAUCAUGCGUGUAUAACCUCCACUCGCCUAGCUGCCAUCUUGAAUCCCACUGACCCAGUUGAUUAUUAUCCUUUGAUUGAUGAUUUCCCCACCUCGGUCCCAGAUGUCUCCACCCCCAUGCUCCCACCAGUAGGUGUACAGGCUGUGGCUCUUACCCAUGAUGCUGUGAGGGUCAGCUGGGCAGACAACUCUGUCCCUAAGAACCAGAAAACGUCUGAGGUGCGACUUUACACUGUCCGGUGGAGGACCAGCUUUUCUGCGAGUGCAAAAUAUAAGUCAGAAGACACAACAUCUCUAAGUUACACGGCAACAGGCCUCAAACCAAACACAAUGUAUGAAUUCUCGGUCAUGGUAACAAAAAACAGAAGGUCCAGCACAUGGAGCAUGACUGCGCACGCCACCACGUAUGAAGCAGCCCCGACCUCUGCUCCCAAAGAUCUGACAGUCAUUACCCGGGAAGGGAAGCCUCGCGCUGUCAUUGUGAGCUGGCAGCCUCCCUUGGAAGCCAAUGGGAAAAUUACUGCUUACAUCUUGUUUUAUACUUUGGACAAGAACAUCCCAAUCGAUGACUGGAUUAUGGAAACAAUCAGCGGUGAUCGGCUUACUCAUCAAAUCAUGGAUCUCAACCUUGACACUAUGUAUUACUUUCGAAUUCAAGCGCGAAAUGCGAAAGGAGUGGGGCCCCUCUCUGAUCCCAUCCUCUUCAGGACUCUGAAAGUGGAACACCCUGACAAAAUGGCUAAUGACCAAGGUCGUCAUGGAGAUGGAGGUUAUUGGCCCGUUGAUACUAAUUUGAUUGAUAGAAGCACCCUAAAUGAGCCACCCAUUGGACAGAUGCAUCCCCCACAUGGCAGUGUCACCCCUCAGAAGAACAGCAACCUGCUCGUGAUCAUUGUAGUCACCGUUGGUAUCAUCACAGUGCUGGCAGUGGUGAUUGUGGCUGUGAUUUGCACCCGACGUUCUUCAGCCCAGCAGAGAAAGAAACGGGCCACCCACAGCAUUGGCAAAAGGAAAGGCAGCCAGAAGGACCUCCGACCCCCUGAUCUUUGGAUCCAUCAUGAAGAAAUGGAGAUGAAAAAUAUUGAGAAGCCAUCAGGCACUGACCCCACAGGAAGGGACUCUCCCAUUCAAAGUUGCCAAGAUCUCACACCAGUCAGCCACAGCCAGUCAGAAACCCAACUGGGGAGCAAAAGCACCUCUCAUUCAGGUCAGGACACCGAGGAAGCAGGGAGCUCCAUGUCCACCCUGGAGAGGUCACUGGCUGCACGCCGAGCCACCCGGGCCAAGCUUAUGAUCCCCAUGGACGCGCAGUCCAACAAUCCCGCUGUCGUGAGCGCCAUCCCUGUGCCAACCCUAGAAAGUGCCCAGUACCCAGGGAUCCUCCCAUCUCCCACGUGUGGAUACCCCCACCCGCAGUUCACUCUCCGGCCGGUGCCAUUCCCAACGCUGUCAGUGGACCGAGGUUUCGGAGCAGGAAGAAGUCAGUCGGUGAGUGAAGGACCAACCACCCAACAACCACCCAUGUUGCCCCCUUCUCAACCAGAGCAUCCCAGCAGUGAGGAGGCACCAAGCAGAACCAUCCCCACGGCCUGCGUUCGACCAACUCAUCCACUCCGCAGCUUUGCUAACCCUUUGCUACCUCCACCAAUGAGUGCAAUAGAACCGAAAGUCCCUUACACACCGCUUUUGUCUCAGCCAGGGCCCACUCUUCCUAAGACUCAUGUUAAAACAGCCUCUCUCGGGUUGGCUGGAAAAGCAAGAUCCCCUUUGCUUCCCGUGUCUGUGCCAACAGCCCCUGAAGUGUCUGAGGAGAGCCACAAACCAACGGAGGAUUCAGCCAAUGUAUAUGAACAGGAUGACUUGAGUGAACAAAUGGCGAGUUUGGAAGGGCUCAUGAAGCAACUUAAUGCCAUCACAGGCUCGGCUUUUUAAUAUAUAUUGCCGAAUUGAUGACGUGAAUUUUCCAGGAACUUUGUGGUAUACCAAUUACAUAUAAACAGCACACCUGCGUCCAAGAA